This is a messenger RNA of Patella vulgata (common limpet), 5283 nucleotides long. RefSeq names its product glutamate receptor ionotropic, NMDA 2B. The transcript is spliced from 16 exons. Gene Ontology annotation, biological process: synaptic transmission, glutamatergic; modulation of chemical synaptic transmission; monoatomic ion transport. NCBI's taxonomy places the organism in Eukaryota, Metazoa, Mollusca, Gastropoda, Patellidae. The record is from RefSeq and is a predicted model, not a curated record. Bases 390 to 3569 code for a protein of 1059 amino acids. Gene Ontology annotation, cellular component: plasma membrane; postsynaptic membrane. Gene Ontology annotation, molecular function: NMDA glutamate receptor activity; transmitter-gated monoatomic ion channel activity involved in regulation of postsynaptic membrane potential.
UCAUCUCUUCAUGGAGAGCUGCUUAAAAUUGUGACUUCAGAAGUUAAUACCCACAGGAAAUGAUGACGUUGUUAUUUUACUAUGUGUUAAAAGAAACUGUUGGGAAUUCUUUAAAUAGAUGGAUUUAAUAAAAGGAUAAUGUUACGUUUAGAAACAGACGCUUUUCGAAAUGGAUAUGUAACCUGUGUCUUGUUUUAUUGAAAUACCAAGCUAAAGUUCAAUGGAUUACGUCUUAUGAUGAAUCUGAGAUUGUGUGGUCGUUAAUGAACAAAUAUCAAUGGAGUAUAAUGUGUGACGUGAUCCUUUGAGGAAGAAUUUCGGAUUAUAGACAAAUCUAAUUUUUCAAUAAGUUUUAUUAUUGAGUGUAGCAGCGUUGGUGAUUACCAAAAAUGACUCCAAAACGAUUCUUAAUAUUCCUGUUAUUUUUAUUAUCUUUAUUAUGCUCUGUCUGUGUGGGGAGAGUUCAGGUGAAUCUCCAAGCUUUGGUGCCAAAUCAUUUUGGAUGGGCGGAGGAAUUUAAGCGAAUAUUUUUAACCCGUCUGUUUUCGUUUCAACGCGACAGACGUUAUAGAGCAGUAUUCAAUACUUUUCACCCACACGUCAAGAUGACGUUGUUAAAACAAGACAGUCCUAAAGAAAUCCUUGGUGCAUUCUGUGAUGAAAUCUUUCCGUCAAACACAACAACUAUCCUACAUAUCAACAACCCUUUAUCAAUUAGACGUCGUACUGCCGCGAGUCAAUAUGUUACUGAAUUAGCUGUUUAUUUUGGUAUUCCACUUAUUUCAUGGGAUGCUGACGAUUCAGGGGGCUCUCAGAAUCGUGUUGAAUCCCGGACAUUACAGAUAGCACCCACCAUUCAUCAUCAAACACAGGCCAUGUUUACUUUAUUACAAAGAUAUAACUGGACUCUUAUUUCUAUAGUUACAUCAACAACUGCCGGCCAUAUAGAUUUUAUAUCAGAACUCAGGGCUCUCUCUAAAAACUCUCUUAAAGUCAAAUCUUCAACAUAUGGACACCAACAAAUUAGAAUCGAAGUUAUAUCAAAUAUUAUUUUACGAAAUAUUACGAAUAAAAGUCAAACAAUGAAAGAAUUAACGGGAUUAAUAGAAACAGAAAGUCGUGUUAUUCUGCUACAUUCAAACAGUUUACAAUCAAAGUAUAUCAUGGAUUAUGCACAUGAAUUAGGGAUAGCGGGUACAGAAUAUGUGUGGAUCUUAUCACAGUCAGCCAUUCCAACAGCUAAAUAUGCUCCACGUUCCUUCCAUUUAGGUUUACUAGGUGUAUCAUAUGAUCAUGGUAAAGUAGCAAUGGAAAAUGCUAUAAAAAUGGCAGCAACUACAUGGGUAACAGCAUUAAAUAAUAUAGCCAUGAAACGAACUCUUAUAUCAUCAAUAUCACCGAAUUUAACAUGUGAAGGCAACAGUCACAUGUUUUGGAAAAAUGGAUCUAAAUUUUACGAUCAUCUCAGAAAUGUGACAGUAACUGGUCCCCCAAAUAUACGAUUUAAUGAGACUGGUAUUUUAAUGUCUACAGAGUUAAAAAUCAUGAACAUCCAGCGAAGAGGAACUGGUAAAAUGUGGGAACAGGUGGGCUCGUGGAAUAAAGAAGGUUUAGUAAUGAAAGAUAUAACCUGGCCUGGUGAAGCUGCAGGCCCACCUCGUGGUAAACCAGCUAGAAAGUUUGUUAGAGUUGUAACAUUACAAGAGAAUCCAUACGUAAUAUAUUUGCCUUCAGAUCCUAUCACUGGUGGAUGCAAUCCUACAGCUGUACCCUGCAAAGUUUAUGAACGUGAUGAAAAUAAAAAUAGAUUAAGUAAUAUCACUAUUCCUAAAUGUUGUAUUGGACUUAGUAUUGAUCUUUUAAAGAUAUUAAGUAAUGAAUUAGAUUUUGAUUAUGAACUGUUUGAAGUUGAAGAUGGACAGUGGGGUGCGGAAAAUCAGGACACUAACGAAUGGAAUGGAUUACCGAGAGCUUUAGUUGACAAGAAAGCCGAUUGGGUUGUAACGUCGUUAAAGAUUAACCCAGAAAGGGCAUCGGUGGUAGAUUUUUCUGCACCAUAUCUUGAAACAGGAAUAACCAUUAUCGUAGCUAUUAGAGAAGGUGCUAUUUCAGCCACAGCAUUCUUAGAACCGUAUGAUUAUCCUUCAUGGACAUUGAUCCUGGUAUUUAGUGUACAUGCUACCGGAGCUUCUAUAUUUAUAUUUGAAUGGCUGAGUCCGUAUGGUCUGAAUCAAGGAAAAACCACUUUGCGAGAGCACAAAUUCUCAUUAUUCCGAUCUUUCUGGUUGAUAUGGGCCAUGUUAUUCAGUGCUGCUGUAUCAACAGAUACACCUCGAGGUGUUUCCAGCAGAUUUCUGGCAAAUAUGUGGGCUUUGUUUGCUUUGGUCUUCCUUGCAAGUUAUACUGCCAACCUGGCUGCCUUUAUGAUUACAAAAGAGGAAUAUUAUGAUCUGUCAGGUAUUCAGGAUCUAAGGUUGAAGAAUCCCUAUGUCACAAAACCACCAUUUAAAUACGCUACUAUACCUAGCGGAAGUACGGAGUCUAAUAUUAAAAAGAAUCACCCAGAUAUGUAUAAUUAUAUGAAGAAAUAUAAUGUACCUACCGUGGCGGAUGGUGUAGCAGCUUUAAAGAAACAAGAGAUACAAGCCUUUAUUUAUGAUGCUACGGUAUUGGAAUAUUUAGCUGGACAGGAUAAACAUUGUCGUCUAAUAACAGUGGGUAGUUGGUAUGCUAUGACUGGUUACGGUGUAGCAUUUCCUCAUGGUUCACAAUGGAAAGAUAAAGUUAACAAAAUCAUAUUAGAACAACAGGAUAAAGGAGAAUUAGAAAGAUUACAGAAGUUCUGGUUAGCAGGCGCAUGUCAAAAGAAAAAGAAGAGAAAGGGAAUUUCCAGUCAUACUUUAGGAAUUUUAAACUUUACUAGUGCAUUUAUUCUAUUAGCCUGUGGUAUGGUAUUAGGCGCCAUUUUAUUGGGUAUUGAACAUUGUUACUUCCGGUUUGGAAGGAGUAAAUUAAAGAAAUGGGAUAAAUGUGGUUGUUGUGCUUUAGUUAGUUUGAGUAUGGGUAAAUCUUUAACAUUUGAACAAUCUGUAUUAGAAGCUAUACAAACACAUCGUAAACGACGAUGUAAAGAUGCUUUAUGUGAAACACAGCUAUGGAAAAUAAAACAUGAAUUAGAUUUAGCAUUAUUGAAAAUAGAUAAAUUAGAAGAUAGAGGGAAACAGAAUAAAUUAGAGGGAGGUAAUUCAGUAUGGAGAUAUAAUCCUGUGGGUUACAGACAACCUAACGGUAUCCCUAGAAGAAAAAGUAUAGAAAAAAGUUUUAUACGAGAAGAGGAUGUGGGCUCCUCUGAAAGACUUUUAUUUAAAGAUCAAGAGGAUACUCGGAGUGAGGGGAAUAUUACGCCGAGGCGCAGGGCGGUUUUACGGCGAUCUCCAAGUUAUACAAACGCUAUAAGUAUUAGUGAAUGUGACGAUUUAGACGAAGCACAAAAAAAUAAAAAACGAUACCAUGAAGGUAAAUUUUAUGUGGAAGUAAACAAUGACCCUGAGACUGAAAGUAUGUUUUGAUAUUUUACUUACAUGAUGAUGAUGUUUUGUCUAUGUGAAUAUUGCUAAAGUGCUUGGAGAGUGUGCGACAGUGGGAACAAUUAAAAUGCCGUGAUUAUUAAGAAAAGUUAACGAAAGGAAUUGGCAGACAGUCUGAAUCAUUGUCACACCUUGAAUAGGUCAAUGCUGAAAACGGUGACCUGAAGUGUAAGGCGUAAAUGUGUGGGGUACGCUUUUUCGGUUUGGAAUUGGGUGUAUUUUCUGUCAACAUUUUUGGACGUGGACUUCUCUAAGUGUACAGACAGAAAAAUUGUACAAUAUUAUGUGAAUUAUUUAAUCAUCCUUUUUUUCUAUCUAUGUGCUUGUAACAAACCAAUCUAUUUUUUUUAAAAGUAUCAACACAUUAAUGGUUAUAAAUUAUAACACAGACUUACGGAAAACAGACUAAUUUAUUUGGGCGACAUUUCAGACAGUGUUCCCUCAACGUUAUCAAGCUUAACGUUGAGAGAAUACUCUUCGAAAUGUUGCCCAAAUAAAUUAGUAACUGUUUUCUAUAAGUAUGACGUGUUAUAGUUUAUUGCUCUAUCCAGUUACUAAAUGCAAUUAAAAUAUUAUUAAUUGUAAUAUUAUCGAAUUCAAGAACUACUCGAAAAACACGAGACUCAUAUAUACACUUCAUUCUUAUUACGAAAAUAAAUAUACAUCUAACUUCUAAAAGAUAAAAGUAAGUUGGCUAUAAACUAUAUUUUGUGUUGUAUAUAAAAUCAUUCUUUUUUAUCAUUAGACACAUUUAUAACAUAAGAUGUUCUUAUUAUAUGUACGGGUAAUUGUUGUGUUUUGAUAUUAAUUAUGGGUAGAUAAAUAUAUAAAUCUAGAAUUCUAAUUUAAAGUAUCAAACUUCUAACCAGUUGUUUGGACUAUUACUUUCGUCUGACAUUCUACAGCCAAUCAGGUACUUCCUCUCAUAGAAUGGUUUGGUUGGAGUAAAAAUUUGAUUUAUUUUGUAAUCUACGUAAUUAACCAACUUGUUAUAUUGUCUUAUUUCGAACUUGUUAUCGAAAAUAAACAAUUUAGCUGUGAAGGUUUCGAUAUUAAGGACGAAAUCAAUGGUUUUUCGCGAAUGAUUAACAGAUUGGUUUGCUACAGCCAUUCAUAAUUUUUGUGUGUCCAUUCAAAUGUGUUUUCAUUCUAAUUUUGCGAGAUAAUCUAUGCAAGCGUGAGUGUAUUUUGAGUGGCACGUGUGGCCAUAUUUUGUUCGUGCAGGACGCUGGGAUGUAAUUAAUAUAAUAUUUCAUUCCAACCAUACAUCCAAUUUUUGUUAUUUUCCCAGUUUAUUUUUCGUAUUUGUAUUUUAUGAUGUAUUUUGGAUUUGGCACAUUGGACCAUACCAUGUGGAAGUUUUUUUUCAUUUUAAAGAACUGAUUUUAAUUUGGGGGCGCCUAGUUCAGAUCUCGAAGCUGUUGUUCUCCAUUUUCUUGACAGUUACGGUUUUAGACGUAUGUUUCUAAGUUUAACAUAGAAAUAAUGCAACCAAAGACUGUACAUAUUAUAUUGGCCCUAUUAAAUAAAUUAUAUUACCCAUAGUAACAUAAUUUCUUUUAAUUGCAUUAUAGAAUAAUUCCCCAAUUCAUAUUUACUGAUGUUUUAUGCUUACUUUAUCAUCUACUGUAAAUAUAGGUAUUGCAAUUGUUACAUGCGAUCACGUUUCAUUGAAAAUAAACAGAUUUAUAAAUUU